Messenger RNA from Amphimedon queenslandica, 1516 nucleotides. Its product is annotated as mitochondrial enolase superfamily member 1-like. Lineage: Eukaryota; Metazoa; Porifera; Demospongiae; Haplosclerida; Niphatidae. Gene Ontology annotation, molecular function: L-fuconate dehydratase activity; magnesium ion binding. The coding region runs from base 19 to 1374 and encodes 451 amino acids. The record is from RefSeq and is a predicted model, not a curated record. Gene Ontology annotation, biological process: carbohydrate catabolic process; amino acid catabolic process. The transcript has a single exon.
GAGGCGUUUUCCUAAAACAUGUCUUCCAAGUUGACCUUUAGAAAUGUCCUGAAACCAGAGAACGUUAUCACCGAGCUGCAUUGGUCUGAUAUUCGUUUCCCUACAUCACUGGAGGCCCAUGGCUCGGAUGCUAUGCACAAGGACCCCGACUAUUCUGCAGCAUACGUGACAAUACACGCAGGAGGGCUCUCAUUGGUGGGUCAUGGGCUAACCUUUACUGUUGGUCGUGGGAAUGAGAUCGUUUGUGCUGCAAUAAAAUCACUGGAGCCGCUAGUAGUUGGCAGAUCACUGGUUGAUAUAUUUACUGACUUUGCUUUGUUUUGGCACAGUCUGACGUGUGAGACACAACUCCGCUGGAUAGGACCAGAGAAAGGAGCAAUACAUCUAGCAGUAGCUGCAGUCAUUAAUGCACUGUGGGACCUCUGGGGUAAGAUAGAGUGUAAACCAGUCUGGGAGCUAUUAUCAGACAUGAGUCCCGAGGAGAUUAUAUCGCUAAUUGAUUGGCAGUAUCUCUCUGAUGCUAUUACAAAGGAUGAAGCACUAGCAAUACUACACAAGCAGUAUCCUUCACGUAGAGAGAGGAUUGAAAGCGUAAAGCAAACCGGUUACCCUGCUUACACUACAUCAGCUGGCUGGUUAGGCUACAGCAAUGAAAAGAUACAGGCACUCUGUCGAGAGGCUUUGGACGAUGGCUUCAAAAUGUUUAAAGUCAAAAUCGGUCAAGAUGUCAGUGACGAUAUUCGUCGUCUUAAAGUGAUACGAAAAGAAAUCGGUCCUGACACACCUCUAAUGUCGGACGCCAAUCAAAGAUGGGACGUCGAUGUAGCCAUUAGUCACAUGACGGCUCUAUCUGAGUUCAAUCUCCGCUGGAUAGAAGAGCCCACAUCUCCUGAUGAUAUACUGGGCCAUGCUAAGAUUGGCAGGGCAUUGCGUCCACUGGGCAUUGGUAUAGCUACUGGAGAGCAUUGUCACAAUCGUGUGAUGUUCAAGCAGUUUUUAGAAUCAGGAGCUAUGGACUACUGUCAGAUUGAUAGCUGUAGGUUAGGAGGCAUCAAUGAGAUCAUAUCCGUCCUCCUAUUAGCGGCAAAGUUUGGCAUCCCAGUCUGUCCUCAUGCAGGUGGAGUUGGCCUCUGUGAAUUCGUACAACAUCUCUCCAUAUUUGAUUAUGUAUGUGUGUCUGGUACAAUGGAAGGACGAGUCAUUGAGUAUGUAGAUCAUCUUCACGAGCAUUUCCUUGAUCCGGUUGUUAUUAAGGACGGAUGUUACAUGGUUCCUAGUCUCCCAGGAUACUCUGGAGAGAUGAAAGAAGAGUCCAGAGCGGCCUAUCUCUAUCCAACUGGCUCUGUAUGGAAGACAUUAUUAGAUAGCCAAUGAUAAAGGGGUAUGGACAUAUAUGUACAUGGACAUUAUGUACAUAACUGGUUUAUGAGAUGGAUUCUAUACAGGUUGCUGCUGUUUAUUUGCUGUUUAUCUUUUGAUAAUAAUUUUCUAAAAAAAUGUUUUCUUAAGUCCAUGA